Cynoglossus semilaevis (tongue sole) is the source of this 1257-nucleotide messenger RNA. Its product is annotated as interleukin-12 subunit alpha. Gene Ontology annotation, cellular component: extracellular region. Gene Ontology annotation, molecular function: growth factor activity; interleukin-12 receptor binding. The coding region runs from base 486 to 1100 and encodes 204 amino acids. NCBI's taxonomy places the organism in Eukaryota, Metazoa, Chordata, Actinopteri, Pleuronectiformes, Cynoglossidae. The transcript has 7 exons. The record is from RefSeq and is a predicted model, not a curated record. Gene Ontology annotation, biological process: immune response.
UUGUAUAUAAAGUUAAUUUCCCACACAUUUAAAAGGCAAUAAUCAGUUUCAUGAAAAUGUUUUAUUUUUUAAACAGUCAAAUAAUAUUCUAUCAUCAUAUUUUAAUGGUAAAAUAAAAAUCCACUGGUGAAUUGAGAUUUGACCAAUUCUAGGAACUGUCAGAUUUUUUGUUUUGUUUCCUGGAAAUAUAAAGUAUUUGUGAUUUAUGUCCCCCUGAUAACAGUGAUACUUUUCCCCUAAACAAAUGUCAACAAUGAGCACACUGUUAGCCACCUCAUGGUCAACGCGAAGCCUCCCAUGUCAGUGGUAAUUUCAGUUUCACCCAAGCUCUAAGUGAUUUGAAUUGUUGGAAAAGGAAAUAACCAAGUUGGGUUUUACACUUUCAAUUUUCUUUUAGGUGUCAACAUGAUGCACGGCUGAGUAUAUAACACAAGAAUGUCUGGGUCUGGACAGAAUCAGUCAGAAACCAGCUUCAACAGUCCACCAUGAAGAUGUCGCUCCUCAAGCUUUGCUUCACCCCAGCCCUGCUGCUCCUGGGGCUCAGCUGUUCUCUGUGGCAGAUCAGCCAAGCUCUGCCCAUGAAGACCACGGCACGGGUCACAGACUCCUGCGUCCUACACGCACACACACUCCUACAGAACAUCAGUGGAGCUCUCACACAGAACAAGCUGUUCAGUGGGAUUGACUGUUCGAAGCAGAGCGUGGAGCUGAACUCAGAGACAAACACGACCUUUGAUUGUACACCUACGGGUCUGACAUGCUCAGGAGACACUAAAUCCACUUUUGAUCAGGACUCAUGUCUGGACAGCAUCGUGAAGGAUUUGCACUUCUACUACCAAUUUCUCACAUCUCACCCAGACCCAGACAGUUUACUUGGACCAACAGUUCUGCUCAGCAUCAGAGAAUUAGUGAAGAAAUGCUUCACGUGGUCCACCGCAGACUUUGCCUUAACGCAGGCGGUUGAGGACCAUUCCACUACAUUUGACCAAAGACUGCGUCUCUGUAAAGUGCUGAGGGGCUUCCAGAUCCGGACCAUCACCAUCAACAGAGCCAUAGGAUACAUGCACGCCGAGGAGAACCAGAAACCAGUUCUUCAAUAAUUCCAGGAAUGUAAAUCCUGCUCUAACUACUGAAGUGACAGACGACACUUCAGUCUUCAUUUUCCUUUAAUUUUCUUAAAGGUAGAAACUUUUAUUUAACAUUGGUAGAAUGUUUUAAAUUACUUUUUCUUAAAGUGUUUUAAUAUGUAGUGUUUCA